Molecule: messenger RNA, 1446 nt
Organism: Raphanus sativus (radish)
Lineage: Eukaryota; Viridiplantae; Streptophyta; Magnoliopsida; Brassicales; Brassicaceae
Product: F-box protein At4g35930
Exons: 5
Coding region: 182-1072 (296 amino acids)
Source: RefSeq, a predicted model, not a curated record
CAAAGUUAAAAACCCUAGCCCCUCUUUCUCACUCCCUCUAUCUAUCUUUCACUCAAAUCUCUUCCCUCGCCACUUCUCCCUCCAUUUUCGCUCUCUAGGUUUUCGAGCUUCGUCUCUCGAAUCCGAAAGCUGAAUCUUUCCCGAAGUAGAAGGUCUCUGUUAAUCUGAGCUGUGACUGCAUAUGGGGAAGGUAUCACCGAAGGAUUCGGAUUCGAAGAUCUCAACGAGGAAGAAGAAGCUGAAGAGUUCGAAUAACAAAUAUUUAAAGCCUGGGGCUCUUGUUCAGCUUUGUUACAGCAAAGCCUCGGCUACUGCUAAGUCUUGCAAUGAUCUGGGGAAGAAACGUGUACCUGUGUUUGAUACUAAGCCUGCGGAAGAUGUUAUUUCUCUCAGAAGCCCUCUGGUUUCGUCCCCUGUUAACGUUGUUAAGCGGAGCAGUGUGGUGAGGCCGAUGAAGUUUGAUGAUUUGCAGGUGGAGAGUAGGAAGAGUCCUCUAAUGUCAUCUCCUGUGGGUAUCGUUAGGCAAAACUCGUUGCUGAGGACGCCCAAGACGCCGCAAGCUGAGCCAUGCAACUCUGAAUCUCAGUUUGAGUCUCUUCCCAUGGAUUUACUGGUUAAGAUUGUGUGUCAUCUGCACCAUGACGAGCUGAAGGCGGUGUUCCAUGUUUCUCAGAGAAUAAGGGCAGCUGCCGUGAUUGCAAGACAGUAUCAUUUCAAUUUUACAACGCCAGACCGCUCAAGACAGGAAAUGCUGAGUGUUCUGACCCCAUUGCCAAUAAAUCGUUGGCCAUUUGUUAGCAAGGGUGAUGGAAACGCAAGAGUCAUGGCGAGCCCACACACCCCAAAAGCGCCGAGACAUGGUCCUCGACCACCUUGCCGAACUAAACUAGCAGAGAUGAAGCAAAUCGCCGCUGUUCUUUUCCAAGACCAGACAGCUUUCCCUUCCAGGUGCAACGUUCCUUCGGUUCUCCAGAGGCCGACUCUGUUCAAACCACUGGCUCCAAAGCACCCUCGUGUGCUCUUCUAUGAAGAUGAGUUAUGUCAAGCUGUUGCUCAAAACAACCUUCAGUGAUUAUGCUUUGCUACAGUCACAAGACGCUUUCGUUUCGCUUCUCUGUCUCCUGUUCAUAUUAAGUUUGCCUUCAUCGCCGCCGUUCAUGAUCAUCUCCAUCAUGAUUAUCGUCACCAGCGUCGUCUCCAGUUAUAGACUAUAUAGUAUUAAGUAGCAUGCAAGUUUUGUAGCAGUGCUAGUUCAGGGUAUUAGGGUUUUUUACAUGGCAAUAUCGUAGUAUCAUUUCAAGGUUUUCGAGUUUCAAGUCAUCUGAGUUUGUCUUAAUAAUAAGCAAGUGUUUUCUGAACUUGUCAGUUGAGUCUUGGGUAUAUUUUUCUGCAUUUAUAUGGACCAAUUGUUUUAUUUUUCUCCUUUUUAUGAAAUUUUUUUACUUU